Betta splendens (Siamese fighting fish) is the source of this 3126-nucleotide messenger RNA. Its product is annotated as nicastrin. Gene Ontology annotation, biological process: protein processing; Notch receptor processing. Gene Ontology annotation, cellular component: membrane. The record is from RefSeq and is a predicted model, not a curated record. NCBI's taxonomy places the organism in Eukaryota, Metazoa, Chordata, Actinopteri, Anabantiformes, Osphronemidae.
CCGAGCGGUACCCGGAUGUUUCCCAUGUCAACACUUCCUGUUGUGUCUGCUUUUCGAACCAGGAAGAUGGAUUUGCAGUCGAACAAAUGGCUGCUUAAUUUGCUAGUUUGUUAUUUUUUCGUGGGUGUCAGCUGUAAUUCUGUAGAAAAGAAGAUUUAUGUUAAACUCAAUUACAGUCCAUGUGUGCGACUCCUCAAUGCUACACAUCAAAUAGGCUGCCAGUCCUCUCUGAGUGGUAAUGUGGGUGUGCUGCAUGUGCUCCAGUCAGAAGAAAACCUGGACUGGGUCCUGCGCUCUGGUCCCAAUCCUCCAUAUAUGGUUAUACUGGAGUAUUCACUCUUUACCAGUUCUGUCAUGAUGAAGUUGAAGAGUAGCUCCAGCAGGGUCGCUGGCGUUGCGGUUGUAGCACCAAACACAAACCCAGCUGUGGGCUUCUCUCCUCACACCACCUGCCCCAACGAAAACACAGGUGUUUAUUCAGAGAAAUACGAUCCAACCAUGGCACACUGUAAUGUAACAGUGUGGAACCCCCUGGGAAACGGUUUAUCCUAUGAGGAGUUUGACUUCCCCAUCUUCUCAAUGAAAGAUGAUAAUGAAACUCAGCUCAUACGACAGUGUUACUUCGAUCAUAACCACGUUGUGAACGGCAGCGCUCCUCAGUAUCCACUGUGUGCCAUGCAGCUCUACUCGCACAUGUCUGCUGUCACCAACACAGCCACAUGCAUGAGAAGGAAUGACAUCAACUUCAGCCUCACCCAAGACAUGGUGUGUGACCCAUUGAGUGACAUGAAUAUUUGGGCGUCCACCAGGCCUAUUAACAACACAGCCAAAGGCCACAAGGAGCAGGAGAGUGUGGUCAUUGCUGCAGCGAGGAUGGACAGCAGAUCUUUCUUCUUUGACAUCGCUCCAGGGGCAGAGAGCGGAGUCUCCGGGUUCGUAACCCUGCUGGCGGCUGCUCAUGCUCUACGCGAACCCACCCAGGACGCCCAACUUGGCCGCAACAUCCUCUACACCUUCUUCCAAGGGGAAACCUUUGACUACAUCGGCAGUUCAAGGAUGGUUUAUGACAUGGAGAACAAAGAGUUUCCUUUAGACCUAGAUAACGUUCACUCUGUGCUGGAGAUUGGACAGGUGGGACUUCAUACCAGCUCCAAGCUGUGGCUUCACUCAGAUCCCGUGUCGCGGAGGAACGCCAGUGUCGAUGCAGAGGUGGACACUCUUGUCAAAAAUGUGAUGUCAGCUGCCAAAAGUUUAAAUGUCUCCGUAAACGAGCCUGAUGUCUCCCAGCCGCUCCCACCCUCGUCCUUCCAGCGUUUCCUGCGAGCUCGCCCGAUCCCUGGAGUCGUUAUUGAGGAUCACAAGUCGGCCUUCACCAACAGCUUCUACGAGAGCAUGUACGAUAACGCAGAAUACCUGAACAUGUCUUAUCCACCAAACAUGACCCAAGAGGAGCAGCUGGAACAUAUUACUGACACUGCAAAGGCUCUGGCUGAGGUGGCAACUGUGGUGGCACGAGCGUUGUACAUCCAGGCAGGAGGAGCUGAAACCCAGCUGAGCCGCAUUAACGCAGAUCCUCAAAUCGUGACCCAGAUCCUCUACAGCUUUCUUGUUCAGUCCAAUAACUCCUGGUUGCAACAAAUAAUGAGCCCAAGCCAUGCAAGUCAUCUGACCAACAGGCCCACAAACCUUUAUAUUGGCGUUGGCCUCCAGCAGAGCGAACCCACUUUUCUGGUCCAGUACAUUCUGGCUAACCUGACGGGCAUCACUGUCAACGCCACACAGGACAACUGUAGAGACCAGAAAGUAAAUGAAGACGACAAAGAGAGCAAACAUUUGUACUACUACCUUUGGGUUCAGGGCGCGGCGCCUCCCAACAGCACUACCAGACAAGGCUUCUGUGUCCGCUCCACUGUUCGACUGUCCAAAGCGAUGUCCCCGGCCUUUGAACUGCGACAGUACACCUCCACAGAGUACUCGACGUGGACAGAGUCCAGGUGGAAGCCCAUCAGCGGACGCAUAUUCCUGGUAGCAAGUCAUGAUCUGGAGAUGUUGACCCUUGGCGUGGGCUUUGGCGUGCUGCUAACUUCCCUCAUCCUGACGUACUUCAUGAGCACGAAGGCCGAAAUCCUCUUUAGCUCAGGAAGGGAACCCGCCACCGCCACCUACUGACCCACGCGAAAAGACAGGCCCACAACCACUAUUACAACUACAACUACUACCCACUUCUAUCCCAACCGUACAUGGACCGGGUCUGUUCUUCAACACAUACCAUGAGCAGGUACACAGACAGGUUAGCAGACGACGACUCGGUGUUUAUGGACUCACUAAGGUGAGGCUCGACAUGAUGACUGGACUGGAACGGACUGGAUUGACCCGGAUGGAUCUGGACUCAUCAGGGUCAGAAAACGCUGGUCAGGCAACAGCAGUGCUGCCAGUGGAAAAGGUGUUUAUAUUUCUUUUGUUUUAGCUUAUUGUUGUUUUCCCUUUUUAUUGUCAAAGACUGUUUGGUUUACUGUGUUAAGGGAUAGACACUAAGCAGUGAGCAUUAUGGUGUGUGUGUGUGUGUGUGUGUGCGCGUGUAUAAGAGUGUAUGAAUCAGUGUUAACGAUCAGUCUGAGUGCAUAUGAAGGAUUGCAGUGUUUGUUCAAUACUGUAGCCGUCUUUAACUUAUCAGUCGUUCCAUUGAUACGCAACCACUUUGAGUCAGUGAACAAUAGUAAAUGUUUAAGGUUUUGCAGAAUUAUAAACGAGCGUUGAAGUGUUUUGAUAAGCUCCAGGUAAAAGAGGAAAGACUAAAAAAAUCACUUUAUACUCUUUGAUCCCAGUGAACAUACAACUACAGUUAACGUAGAUCAGCGUGUUCACUCACUGUAAUUCACAAAUUGUGAGUCUGGUGUUGUUGACAAGCACUUUUUAUCAAUCAACUGACAAAUCUAUUGGGUCCAGUGAGAGGAACAUAUGGAACUCUGCAUGUUUUUAGGUUCACAGCUUUUUCACAAUGUUUCUUUCUUUCCUGAUAAUGUCUGAAAAAUUGUAACUGUAAGCGGCAGGUUUAAUUUCCAUAGAUGGCUGGAUGGAUGACAAAUUGUGAUGGCUUGAUGAUGAAAUAAACAGUCAUUUUCCAGG